UCAUCACCUAUUUUUAAAAAUUAGCAGUGCGUUGCAGCGGGCGGAGCAUUUGUUAUCGGUCUAUCAAGAAAAGAAAAUGAGACGGAGGGGGCGGAGGAGGGCCGCUGCCCAGGCGGAAGAUGACGGAGAUGAUUAUUAUUUUAAUUCGGGUGGCCCGUUUCCUUCUCCUUUCGGAGAGGAUGAGAAUCCCACUUCAAGAGUGUGCCAUUGGCUCUGACUUCGAAUCCAGUCCAUAAGACCACUACAACAUAGAGUCGAUACAGAGGAUUACCAAUUUACCAGGAACAAGUUUCGUUGUCUCAAGAGAGGACCCAGUUUCCAAGAAAGGGCCUCAGUGCACUAAUGGACACUAUAUAUGAACGGAUCCCAUUUUUUGAAGACCCUAGGUCAUACGCAUUCUGAUUGGGUCUUUGGCACAAUUGCAGAGCUCGUUGAUAACUCAAGAGAUGCCAAAGCCACCAAACUUUCUGUUAGCUUGGAAUAUCUGAAAUCGGUUGGUGAGGAAAUUCCUAUGCUCUCUUUUGUAGAUGAUGGGUGCGGUAUGAACCAUGAGGAGGUUUUGAAAAUGAUAUCAUUUGGCCCCCCUAAACGGAAGGAAUAUGACACUGGUCACAUUGGGAUUGGCAGAUUUGGCAUCAGCUUCAAGAUAGGAGCAAUGGCCCUGGGCAGGGAUGCCCUUGUUCUUACCCAGACUACCAAAUCCAGAUCUCUUGCUUUCCUUUCCCAGACACUAAAUGAGGGCAAAAUUGUAUGUUGAUUAAAGUAUUUGUCAAUUUAUAUUCUCUGGUCUUUCUCUGGUCUUUCUCUGGUCUUUCUCAUGCCCACCUCGUGACGCCACUGCGACGGCCCAUGAAGCUCCCUGGCAUCCUUGACCCGAACCACCAUGAGAGCCAUGCCUUGCUUGGCGCCUAAGGUCUCUCAGUUUCUCUUUUUGAUACCACUCGAGUAAUUCACCCAUUUGGGCAAACUGAACAUCACUCUCAUCGUUGUCCUCGUCGAUGUACGUAUCACCCCCAUCGUAUGUUGUCUCCUCAUGCUCUGUUUCAGGAACAUAUGUAGAGUCAUAGUUCUCGGUGUUGGUUUCAUACACUGAACUAACAUGGCCAUCGCUCACAAUUUGAGCCCGAUGACCUCCACGGCCUCUGCGGCCUCCACGGCUUCCCUUUGAGCCCCGAGAUGCAGCCCAGCUAGCCCCAAUGGCGCUACCAACACCUGCCCCCUCGGAUUGUUCCUUUUUGUCAUACGCCUACCC
Messenger RNA from Cuscuta epithymum, 1252 nucleotides. NCBI's taxonomy places the organism in Eukaryota, Viridiplantae, Streptophyta, Magnoliopsida, Solanales, Convolvulaceae. The record is from the annotation of a GenBank genome assembly.